UUGUCAAAUACGUCAAUGAAUGUCAGACGUCUAAAAAAAUCAAAUGUGUGGAUUUGUGAUGUUGGUGUGCGAGGAAAACAGGGUUGUAAUUUUAUUACACUUUCUGUAUUCAGUUAAUUUAUUUUAACCCUGAGAAAAACUAAUUAAUUAGAGCGGUGACUAUUUAACAAUAUCGAAUUUAGCUUGUGUUUUUGAAAAUGAGAUGAUGGAUUUAUCCGAACACAUUUUGAAUCGAAGGAGAGGAAAACCUGCAAGUGAUUUGUUUAAGUUGGACAUCAAGAAUAGAACUCCGGAAGAGAAUAUCAGGGACAUAAUACAAGGCCUUUACGUAAGAAAAUCAACACAAAAUGAUACAUCUCCCUCCUACAAAACUGUGCCUACGGAAUACAGGUCAGGAUUUAGAGGCAUGCACAGAAGUAGUACUGAUAGCAGAAAAUUGGCCUACCUGAAUGCAUUAGUAACAUUGUUAUGUAAAGAAGAGAGAAGCAACCUAGGGUUUACUCCUGAUGAGUUGAUGGCAUGCUUGCGUAUUAGUCUUGUGGAUGAGUCUAUGGUUAUUCGAGCUGCCGCUUUAAGAGUCAUACGUCACUUGUUGAAGACUGAUUAUGAUGUCACUAUUUUCAAUAAUAUGAAAUUACCCUACCUCGUUGUAAGAUCUAUGGAAGUUAUUAUUCGCAAUGAAGAAGAACGUGCCCAAGCUAUGCGUGUUGCUCGGCGGGCGUGCACAAUGAGAGCUGCAGCAGCACUUCUUCGAUGUCUAGCUGCACUUGCAGCAGACCCUACAGCUGAUCGACUAUCCCGUCCAGCUGUGGCCACAUUAGCAGAGAUAAGCGUUGUCAACCCGGAGCUGUGGGUGUGGUGUGGCGGCGCCAGUGCCGUGUCCCGCCAGCUGGCCGAAUGCGCGACCCCGCGACAAGCGGAGGCGUUGUGCGGUGCUCUCCUGCACGUGUUAGACCGACCGGGCCCGCGACGUGCCGCCCGCCUCACCACAGCCUGUCUGACGCAUCUAGCUGCACCGUACUGUGACUUCCACUUCCGUUCAGCGCCUACAGAUUCCACCAGGGAUGAGAGAGAGAUGCGGUUCACCUGCAGUAGAUUGGCGUUGCUAUGCGUUUUAAGGAGUUGGCCAGGGUUGUUACAUUUUUGUCACCCAUCGAGUGCUGGGGGAUUACGAUCACUUGUUGCUGCUCUAUAUUUACCUCGUCUUGAAGUUCGGAAAGCAAUAUUGGAUUUGCUAUACGAAUUAGUAGGGCUACCACAACCUGAAUGGACAGAUGAGAUCUCAGUCGCGCUGGACGCUGUGGACCCUUCAGACUUUCAGGAUACGUGGCGGCUUAACGAAGGAUUUGUUGCCGCGGAAGGCAUCGCAAUACUACCUCAUCUCGCAGCUACGGGACCCGAUAUUACGGAAAACCACUUAGCUCUAUUACUUCAAUGUUUCCUAGAGGUCGGUCUACUGGACGGGUUAGCUGAAGUGAUCGUGACGAGCGACACUUUUAUAUCGGUGCGCGCUACGGUUCUACUCGGCCAGCUGCUGCAUUUAGUACACUUGUUCCUGCCUCCUCCGAUAUGUAACAUCACGCCCGCCUUACCCGUCCUAAUGUCUCAGGCGUCUAACGGAAAGCCUCAAGCCCUGGCAGCGGUGGCCGCCUUGCGGAAACUGCACGCGAUGCUCGAAGCGAGACCCGCCAGCAGCAGCCUUUUCCUCGACCACAUCAUUCAGUACUGCAGCGGAGCGUUCAAGGAAAAGAACGAAGACGCCGCCAAGAGUCGGAAAGAGAAGGACAACGCCAACAUAAGACCGAGACAGGAGAUCGGCAUUCACAAAAACGACAGCAUAGAACUGCUGAACGAAUCGGACAACGAGAACGAAACGAAACAAAGGCACAGCGUCGGCUCCCGAAAUGACGUCACCAACAGAAACAUCAGUGCGCUCGUUAAAAGUAAAAGCGUAACUUCGCGAACUAGCGCCGCCGUGAGCAAGGUCGCCAAGUCGGCCAAGUUUUUCAAUUUGUUCGAGCGAGACAGCGACAGUUUGAUCCGGUCCACCUUGGUCAUGCAGAACAAAGACGGAAAUACUUGGAAUUGGGAAAUCAUAAGAACUAUUUUAAAGGAAAAUGAUACUACACCGUUUUUCAAUUUAAACGACAGCGGACACAAGGCUUGGGCGACUCGCAUUGUAAACUAUCUGAAGCCGUCUUCAAAUAAAUAUUCACACAUGGAUCUGUCGAGCACGUGUUACGGUCACUCUGCCACACGUGCCGGCUGUCAGCUCAUCAGGCAUCUAUUGCGGCAUAACGAUGCCGAUUGUCAUAGACUUCUAGAAGAUUUAUUCUUAGACGUAAGCAAUCAAAUCAAAGCGAUCGAGACCGGAGUGAAAGCGCACGAGUGCCUGUUCAGUCCGCAGCACAUGUGCAACACAAUGUGUCAGAUGUACUUCUUGUUCAUCGGGCAGCUGUGCCAUUCUUACGCAGGAUUGAAGCUGUUCAAACAAACCGGGCUCUAUGAAAACCUUUUGGAACUGUCAACGAAAACUCAUCACAGUUGUUACGUAAAACUCAUCAUAUCAAGCUUGGACUACACUCUCGAUUCGUAUCCUCGCGACAUACUUUCGAAAACGUUGACAUGUAGCAUUCAAGCGUCAAGACUGUACGCUACCCAGUUUCUGAACGUGCUCAUGAGAGCUUCUCGGAAGUCCAAAGAAUUGGUCCGACGAAAGACUAAGUUGAAGAAGAACACCGAAGAAUCGAAUUCAAUUCAGAAGGACGAAAUUGAAAAUAGCGGUGUCGAUAUGGAGACAUGGUUUCUGCAGAUGUUGGUGGGUCAGAUGAAAGACGAAUUCAAGGGUGUCGUCAAAGUGGCCCUGUCUAUAUUAGAGGAAGCGUUCAGUGUUCCUAUAUACGUCGAAAAAUUAAUGCCGAUGAGGGAAACGUUAUGCCAGAAUUGUCGUUUGAAUAAAAACGCGGAUCCCGCAACGUACGAUCUGUCUGCCGUGGGGGACCGGGGGUACCUGCUGUGGCUGACGUUAGAAGUGACGGCAGCCGCACAAGCCGCGGACGCAAAGUCGAUGGCCUUCCUCAAAAAACAUUUGGACUUUUGGACUAAAUCGUAUAAUUACCGGUACACGCGGGUGGUGGAAGCGGGUGCGCACGAGGCGCUGGCGGUGAGCGAGUGGGGCGGGGGGCGGGGCGCGCGGUCGCGGCGCUCGGCGCGGGUCCCGCCGCACGUGCACGCCGCGCUCGCGCCCCGCCCCCGCGCCCGCCAUCUGCUGCACGCCGCGCUCCUCACGCACUACAAGAUACUACAACGUAAGAAAUGUAAUACCGAACAAGAGAUCGCUGAUCUUAAAGCUUCGUUAUGGGCGUUGGGCAACACCGCGACCGCGCCCUCUGGACUGCAACUGCUCAUGAGUUUGAGCAACGGUUAUCUAGAGGAUUCCGUAUUGGUUCAUGUCGUGCGCCUCGUCAAGUAUUGUCCCGUAUACUCGAUACGGGCGACUGCGUUCUAUGUUCUCGGCCUUAUUGGAUGUACCUAUGACGGAGCCAACCUAUUAACCGAAUUAGGUUGGCUAUGCGUGAGACACACUAGACACGAUCAGUUUCCCGUAAUACCCGAUGAGAUAUAUUCGAUGUACGAAAACGGCUCGUAUUAUUCGGUAACAUCGCCCGAUUAUCGCGCGAACGCAUACGACACGGAAACUAGCGAGCAUUCGGAUCACACAGAUCAAAGCGCGACCGAAAGCCUUCAGUCAGACUAUAAACAUGCGACUAAAGUCGGUUCGAUAUCGGAACAGGCCAAUCGCGAUGUCGUCGACGGGAAACUGGCGAUCGUGGAUACACGCAAGGAACAGGACAAAAGAAAAUCUCACACUCUCCCCUCGCAAGGUUGUUCUAGCUCGCACGAUCGUCCGAUGCUAUCGGAGUCUCGGACCGUUGAUAUAUUACGGGACUGUUCGAACUACGACCGUCCGGGGGUAAUUCGCGUGCCCGCGGCCGAAAAUAGGCUGCUGAUUGGCAGAAUGAAUUCCUUGGAGCACGCUCACGAAGGGCGAGUGAGGAACACUAGCGAGUCCAGUACCAGCGGCGUGAGCAGCUGUGAUUCGUUCCUAGGAAAAUACACUAUGCCUGAUAGAAUAUUAACUCUAAGUCCGAUACCGAGCUCGUCCAGUCUCUACGGUACGAAAGGAACUAUCGCUAAUCAGAGACCAAAAAUACCGGAGCUACAACGCCGAACCUCAACGUCCAGUUUUUCUGGACCCGAAGUGACUAAUUCACCUCCGACACAAAUGGAUAUGACCGGAUAUGCGACUUUGAAGUCCCUCAACAGACGACCACACUUAUCCGAAAGUGCCGCGUCGUGUUCAAGUGAAAUUGACGAUUUGAGUUGGCUGCUCUCCGACACGAACCUGCGAUCGAAGCCGUUUUCAUCUUUACGCGACAGAACGAAGUCAUCCAAGGAACGAAUGGCCAAACUUAGUGUGUUGGAGUACGACUGGCGACCUCUGGCGGUGUGCGAGACGGGCGUGGAGGGGGCGGAGAGGGCCCCGCGCCGCGCCGCGCCUCGCCCUCCCCCUCCGCCCCCGCACACCCCUCCCUACAUCGGCAUCUGUCUGCCGCGCGAUCUACUCGACAUCUUCCCUGAAAAUGACGAAAUCAAAGAAGACGACACAGACAAAAACGACUCUAAUCGCGGACGUAUAUCAUCCUUCCUCGCUGACACGAGUGUUGCUAGCGUCGAAAAAUAUCGCACUACGCCGGAUUUAUCUAAAAAUUCUAAAGAUGGAAUCUCAGGUGCCUUAAAAACGUCACUAGCAAGCGGCGUGUCGAAUUCUACGAAGCUAACGAAACAAGACCCUGGAAUAGAAUCGACGAUAACCACGAAAGUCUCAAACGUCGAACGCAAGAACAUCGUGAGUAGUGUAAAAAAUGUCGGAAUCAACACCGUAACCGAAGCGGUGCCCGAAGAAAACAUAAAUCAGCUGAGCGAUGACGACGACAGUUCUGCCGCUAACGCCAAUGUGCCGGAGACCGGAGACUCCAGCGACCGCACACUGACCGAAGAUAACGUCACCUCGACGAAGGAUGUACCGUUGAGCGAGAACGUUGCUAAGUUCAAAUGGCAACACUCGUCGAACAACUGUCUAGCGUGCGUGCGUACGCGGCCGCCGUCCUCGUACGAACUGCGUGAGGCAUUUUUCGCGGCAUUAGACAAAACCAGUACGAGUGGCGGGGAGCCUCAAAGUCCCAUCGCAAGCAUAACGGCAUCAGUCGAAAGAAGUUCUAACUCUCCCGAAACUGAGGUUCUGCGUCAAGUGCAUCUUAUGGCCAAUCCUAUACAUUUGAAACAGACCCGUUCGAUGUUGCUGUCGCUCAAGCAGAAGCACUCUGAAGUCUUCCGCAGCCCGUGCGUGUACUCGGACGUGUGUGCGUUGUUGUCCCGCGACACGUACAUGUUGUGCGCCCGGCGUUUCCUUCAGGAAAUGUUCCUAGACACGAGCUUCGAGUGCUUUUCCAGCGAACCGGCCGCCAUCUUGGCGCGUCACGGCGCUCCGCCCUCGCCCGUCACCACACCGACGGAACCUAUUAAAUAGUAUUCUUAUCGUAAUUUUAGCCCUUAAGAGUUCAUUUACCGAAGGACAGUCUGAAAUACGAGCUACAUUUUCGUAACCGAUUAUGGCAACACUGAAAAAAAUUCUGCCCAGUUCUUGACGUUAAUUUACACACGCAAAGGUAUCCUAAUGUUAUUCCUAACAUACCAGUACGCUUUUUAAAAUGUCUUGUGUAUCAAGCCUUGAAUAGCCAUUAAAGGCUUGCCAUUAAAAUAUACUUGUACAAGUCAAUCGCCAGCUUUACAUUUGCAAUCUUGCAAUUCAACGUACUAAUAUGAGAUACAAAAACGGUACUAAUCCUGUGCUUAUACAAUUUCUUCAUUCAUUUACGGCUCUAUAAAUUUGUCGAAUUCUAUUGAGAUUGUUCAUACAUACUAAAACAUAUAUGUGACUUUAAAAAGUUAUUUAUAUAUUAUUAGAUAUUUUGCGUCAUAAUAAUAAUAUGAUAACAGUGAAACAAUAAUAAUGCGAAUUAUUGGUUUGAUGAAGACUGCGUACUUUAUGUAUGCACUUUCAUGUUUAUGUCUGAUUGCUGAUUUUUUCAUGCGACGAUUUUUGUCAUUACCGACCAAUGAUUUUGAAAAAAUAUAUGUUAAGUACAGUUGAUUAUAUAGACAAAAUAAUCAUUUGAAGUUUUAAUUGAUUACGGGUAAGUCUAAUAAUAUUUGCGAAAUAAAUAAAUAUAAACGAUUACUAUGCGGAAACCCAAAGUAUUCUAAUUAAUUCUUAAUCGACAAAGAGCACUUGUUCAUGUUCAUAUUAUUAAAAAAAAAACCAACCAGUAACUUAAUUCACAAAGACCGCUUGUCCAUAUAUUCCUAUAUUUUUAAUAACAGCAACACCAGUACGCGGCCUUAAGGUUUUUAUUGCGUGUUUUUUUUAUUUUAACAGUUCUGUCGUCUUUUAAAUUAAAAAAAAGAAGCUAAUGUUAAUACUAAUAUAGCGAUGAAUUUCAAGUUAAAUAUAGUUUUAUAAUUUUAUUCCUCACAUUUGUUUGUACUAAAUACCGUAUAGUAUAAUAAAUAGAUGUUAAAUUAUUUUAAUAUCGAAUCGAUAUGGGUACGUAGAUGAAUCCUAUAAUAUAUUAUCGUGGUCAUUUAUAAAGAUACUUCCGUAGCAUCGAUAGAGGAACGCCUUGCUAGUUUAAUAUUAUCUAGUUGAUCUUUCGCUCUAGGAUAUCGUAAUAUUAUUGUUUAUUUAAUUUUACAAGCGGAAUAUCAGAUGUAUGUAAUUGCGUUACUUAAAUUUUAGUUUGAUUUAAAAAAAAAUGCAAGCUUUAUUUUUUUUCGGUAUAUAUUAAAAUUCAAAUUCAAAAUCAUUUAUUUCAACUUAGAUAUCAGUAUGACACACUUGUUGAAUGUCAAUAUAUAAAUAACAAUGUUAACUCUACCACCGGUUCCAAAAAAAGCCACAGUCCUCAGAAGAACCGGAUUCGAAUACCUACCGAUAUCAAUUCGUAUAGAGUGACCUAUGUUUAUAAUAAUUAGUACCAUGAAAAUAUUAUUAAAGCGGAGCCAUUUUUCUUGCUUGAUUAAUUUUAAUGGAAAACCUUUGUUUUUCGCAACACUACAACUGCAUUUAUAAUUUAGUUUGUAUCGUUUUUUUUUUUUUUUUAUUUCUAUACCCCGAUUAGCGAAUGACAAUAGCAAGUAAACAAACCCGACUGAAUAUUCCACCAUUCCCACUGAUUACAAUAGCUAAUAAUAUACUAGUGAUGUAUCCCACCUAAAUACAACGAUACAACAUGUUUCCUAAUUUCCUUGCAUAUUUAUAUACAUACGUUUAGUUGAUAAUAAUACAUACAUUAAUUAAUUAAAAAUAAUAUAAAACGUGUUCUUAUAUUAUGUACGGCGCAAAUUAAAUUGCCUUAUUGCAUUUAAUUGUAAGUCGUUAAUACUUCCUACGUUGUUUUCUUUUAUUAAUUUAUUAAUAAUGUUUAGUAAUAUGCGUUUCGUUUGUACGUUUUAUAAGUAUUAAAAUAAUAAUAAUAAUAUUAUUAUUAGAGCACUUAAAAUGUCAUAUAAUUAUGUUAUUACUAUUAAUAAUUAUAUUAUUAUAGUUGUCGCUUGUUGUUUGUCCGGACAUACUAAUAAUAUUGUUUAGGUCGAUUCGUAAUGGUUUUGCGUUAGAAAGCUCUAGUAAUAUAUGUAUUAGUACUGCUCGUACUUGAAAGACGGAUAACGUGUUUUGGUUAAACAAAAUACCCAUAGAACGGGCAUAGGGAAAUGUUCAGAAUUAAGUUUUUUUUAUUUUUAUUGGUUAGUUAGGUGGACGAGCUCACGGCCCAUCUCGUGUUAAGUGGUUACCGGAGCCCAUUAGAUAUCUACAAUGUAAAUGCCGCCGCCCACCUUGAGGCAUGAGUUCUAAUUUCCUCACUUUUAAUUCGUUUCGUAAUAAAAAAUGGUUGGACAUGUUUUCUAAGUAUGUAAUUCGUUUGUGUAAAAACAAGGUGAAGUUAAUUGAGUUCGCGUGUCGUCACGAUCGACCGGUGAUUAGUUAAUAAUAUUGAUAAUCGUUUUGUGUUAUGAUUGAGUUUUAAAUCGUAAUGGCCCGUCUGCCAUGAAAGCAGUGAGGUAAUAACUGAACAAAUAUUGUAUGUACGAGCAGUACAAGAACACCUCCGGUGACUAAUCAAUAUCGAAUUAUGCUGUGUUAUACUUCAGUACGUCACUAAACCGUUUCUUAAAACAAAAAUGUCUUUUGCAGUUUCUGCGUUUACAAUUUGUUUGAAGGAGCAAGGUUCAUGUGGAGCGUACUGUGGUACUCUCGUCUGAUUCGAUAUUCGCAACUCUCCUAAACACGGCAUAAUGCAAACCGCUGUGCUUAGUGAGAGUUUUUUAACGUUCUCGAUAGCGUAAAAGUUAACUCAUAUAUACGCGCGAACAGCGCCUCUAGCGGCAAACGCAGACAAACGUACCAACUCCAUACAAAUUUGAGUUAACUUUUACGCUGUCGAGAACGUUAAAAAACUCUCACUAAUCACACACAGCUUGACUCUGUUCUGUAAUAAUAAUUUUGACUGUUUACGUUUACUCUACAUUUUACACUCAAACUUAAGUUUGGUAUCAACAGUAUUGAAGUUGCGAUUUAUUUUCGUUUCCUUCAUAAUAUAUAAAAGUUAACAUAGUAUUAUGUUAUAAUACAUUUAAACAUGGUAUUCUGUAAUGAUAACACUGCAAUAUAGCACAUACUCAUAUAAAAGUAACAAAUUAAAAAAAAAAUUGUGUUCGUAAUUUUCACGUUUAAUUUUAAUAGUAUUUUGUCAAUUACGUUAACUAAACAAGAUUGAAUACGAACAAGUCAAAGUGAACUAAAAUAGUGCCAUUGAAACUGGUUCCUUUUUUUUUUGAAAUAAAUGUUAUCUGUAAUUUUGAUCGAUAAAAUACUGAUACAUAAAUAUUGUGUAUGUUACAUCAGAAUGUCAUUCACCUCACUUCGUUGUAAUAAUAUAUUAUUUUACACAAUA
This is a messenger RNA of Bombyx mori (domestic silkworm), 9074 nucleotides long. It is a transcript of the gene rictor, whose product is annotated as rapamycin-insensitive companion of mTOR. Gene Ontology annotation, biological process: TORC2 signaling; positive regulation of phosphatidylinositol 3-kinase/protein kinase B signal transduction. The record is from RefSeq and is a predicted model, not a curated record. The coding region runs from base 203 to 5590 and encodes 1795 amino acids. Gene Ontology annotation, molecular function: protein serine/threonine kinase activator activity. Gene Ontology annotation, cellular component: TORC2 complex. The transcript is spliced from 24 exons. Lineage: Eukaryota; Metazoa; Arthropoda; Insecta; Lepidoptera; Bombycidae.